Messenger RNA from Cornus florida, 962 nucleotides. RefSeq lists its product as uncharacterized. The transcript has 5 exons. The coding region runs from base 4 to 399 and encodes 131 amino acids. The record is from RefSeq and is a predicted model, not a curated record. NCBI's taxonomy places the organism in Eukaryota, Viridiplantae, Streptophyta, Magnoliopsida, Cornales, Cornaceae.
UUGAUGGAAUUCGACGUCCAGCUCGGCCUCAUCGAGUUCGCCGUCCCCAUGGUUCAGAUUACAGCUACACUUCUCUAUUUCUUGGGGAUUCUUUUUAUUUUCAUUCAGGAGCAGAAAAUAAAAGAGGGUCAGUACAUGAUGGGUCUAAAAGAUGAGAUAUUUUAUUUUUCUUGGUUUAUUACAUACGCUUUGCAGGUGUCACUCUUGAAGAUCCUCACACUAAAGAUCUCAGUCAAGAAGUUAGAGGGUUCAUAUUCUCUAAAAUUCUGUUUUCCUAUGAGAUUUGGGGUGAUAUUGUACUCAACAAAGUUUAUCAAGAAGAUUGAAUCAAACAGUGGAGAACUCCCAUUAGAUCCUGUGGAAAAUGACAGUGGGAUAGAGGAAGAUGUGUCCAGGUAAUUCAAAUCAAAUGGGCAAGAAAAGUUGUCAAAGUUGAAGUUGAAGCUGAAGAUGGGCUUGCGGCUAUGCUUUUAGCAUUUUCCUUCGCCUUGGAUGGGUUUUUUAAAAAAAACUUGUACUACAUUUGUCAAAAAUUCUUAACUAUUUUUUUUUUUGUCACAUUUAGUAGAUCUAGACAAUUUGGAUGGUAUUUUCAUAUUGGCAGGUUAACUUGUGGUUGUAUUAGUAGACAUUUUUUGAGUUUUGGUUGACAUUUACCAGCUUUAUCUAUUGGUAAACAAUUUCGAUGGUAUUUUUCAUAUUGGCAGCAGGUUAACUUGUGGUUGUAAUAUGUAAAAACAAUUUGGAUAGUACUUUUAUAGUAACAACUUAUGUUAUAUUGGAUGACAUUUAGCAACCAAGACAUUUUUCAAAAACAAUAAAAGGCAAAAAAUAAAAAAAUAAAAAAAAAUGUGCCUUUACGGCAAAGAGGAAAAAAAAAAAACAUAAAAUGACCUUUUACCAGCGCUUCUUAAAAAAUCGCUGGUAAAUACCCUAUACCAGCGCUUCUUAAAAAAGGUCAU